Amphibalanus amphitrite is the source of this 2899-nucleotide messenger RNA. Its product is annotated as ice-structuring glycoprotein-like. The transcript is spliced from 2 exons. The record is from RefSeq and is a predicted model, not a curated record. NCBI's taxonomy places the organism in Eukaryota, Metazoa, Arthropoda, Thecostraca, Balanomorpha, Balanidae. The coding region runs from base 217 to 2583 and encodes 788 amino acids.
AACUGUCCGGACGCCCCGUGGCGUGUCCGCCCAGCCGGCGUAGCUGGGAGCGGCAGGAGCCGCCCGUCCGGCCGUCCGGCCGGCCCACUGACCGGCCUUGGUGACGAGAAGAGUCCCGCUGCCGGCGGCCACAGCCCCGCUCAGCGCCGCACUAUAUAAGCGGCGUCCACUGGUGGAACGGCAGCACACUCUCACACUCUCACCGUCCGUCUCACCAUGGCGGCUCGUCUGGUCGUAUUGGGUUUGCUGGUCGCUGGCUGCCAGUGCUGGAAGCUCCCGGUCGUCAACCAGGGACGCCGGGCCCAGUACUACACGCAGCAGAACGACGGCUCCUACAGCUACGGCUUCGACACCGCCGAGGGCCUCUACCAGGCCCAGGAGGGCGAUGACGUCAACGAGGUGCGCGGAAAGUUCGGUGCCGAUGGCGGCAGCGUCGAGUACACUGCCGGCGUCAACGGCUACGUGGUGACGUCUCUCAAGGAGCCUAGUGCUCCCUCCACCAGGACCUACGUGAGCAAGACCCCCGUCCGCUACGCCACACUGGAGGAGCUGGCUACGCACCCUGAGCAGGUAGAGGACACUGCCGAGGUCAAGGCUGCCAAGGCCACCUUCAGGGCCACCUACGAUGCCCUGGCUGCCGCUGCUGAGGCUGCCCCGGAUACCAACAUCAUCACUGGACCUGCCCCUGCUGCUCCCGUCCACUCUGUUACGUACAGCGCUCCUGCUCCUCAGCCCGUCUACCUGGCUCCGGCCCCCGUGGCCAUCAAGUACUCGGGACCCGCUGCGCCUCUGGAUGCCUCUGGAAAGGUUGAUGACACCGCUGAGGUCAAGGCCGCCAAGGCUUCCUUCAAGGCUGCCUACGACGCCGCUGCCGCUGCUGCCGCCGCUGCUCCCGAUGUCAACAUCAUCACUGGCGCUGUCCCCGUUGCCACCUACAGCGCCCCGGCCCCUGCUCCCGUGGCCAUCAAGUACCAGGGUCCUGGUGCGCCUCUGGAUGCCUCCGGCAACGUUGACGACACCGCUGAGGUCAAGGCUGCCAAGGCCACCUUCAAGGCUACUUACGAUGCUCUAGCCGCUGCUGCCGAGGCUGCUCCUGAUGUGAACAUCAUCACUGGCCCUGCCCCUGCUGCUCCCAUCCACUCUGUUACGUACAGCGCUCCUGCUCCUCAGCAGGUCUACCUGGCUCCGGCCCCCGUGGCCAUCAAGUACUCGGGACCUGCCGCGCCUCUGGAUGCCUCUGGCAACGUCGAUGACACCGCCGAGGUCAAGGCCGCCAAGGCUUCCUUCAAGGCUGCGUACGACGCCGCCGCCGCCGCUGCCGCCGCUGCCCCCGACGAUGACAUCAUCACUGCGUCCAGCCCCGUGAUCACCUAUGGAGGCCAGCAGGCUGCAGCUGCCGGCUUCGAGUCCACCGAUGGUUCGUACGAGUUCUCUUACACCACUGGUGACAGCUCCCGCUACGAAUCUGCCGACGCUGCCCUAAACGUCAACGGCAACUUCGAGUUCGUUGCUGACGAUGCCCAGAGAAGGCGUGUCGACUACAAGGCUGGCGCCGACACUGGCUUCAUCGCCAGCGGUGCUCAUCUGCCGGCGUCUGUGCAGGACACUGCUGAGGUGGCUUCUGCCAAGGCUGCCUUCAGGAGCGCCUACCACGCUGCGGCUGCUGCUGCCGAGGCUGCCCCGGAUACUGGUAUCAUCACUGGCCCUGCCCCUGCUGUCGCCAUCAACGCUGCCACCUACAGCGCCCCUGCCACUCAGCCGGCCUACAUUGCCCCGGCCCCCGUGGCCAUCAAGUAUUCCGGACCUGCUGCGCCCCUGGAUGCCUCUGGCAACGUCGAUGACACCGCCGAGGUUAAGGCCGCCAAGGCCGCUUUCAGGGCUGCCUACGACGCUGCCGCUGCUGCUGCUGCGGCUGCUCCCGACACCAACAUCAUUAUGGGCGGAGUCCCCUUCGUGGCCAGCAACGUUGCUACCUACAGUGCUCCGGUCGCUGCCCCCGUGGCCAUCAAGUACUCCGGACCUGCCGCGCCUCUGGAUGCCUCUGGCAACGUCGAUGACACCGCUGAGGUCAAGGCCGCCAAGGCUAGCUUCAAGGCUGCCUAUGAUGCUGCUGCCGCUGCUGCCGCCGCUGCUCCCGAUGUCAACAUCAUCACUGGCGCUGUCCCCGUUGCCACCUACAGCGCCCCGGCCCCUGCUCCCGUCCACUCGGUCACGUACAGCGCUCCUGCUUCUCACUCGACCUACCUGGCCCCGGCCCCCGUAGCGAUCAAGUACUCCGGACCCGCGGCGCCUCUGGACGCUUCUGGCAACGUCGAUGACACCGCCGAGGUCAAGGCCGCCAAGGCCGCUUUUAGGGCUGCCUACGACGCUGCUGCCGCCGCCGCUGCCGCUGCCCCUGAUGAUGACAGCAUCACCAGCUCUGGACAGGCGACGUCGGCCGGUUACAGCGCCUCGUCCAUCCCCGUCGUCCACAGCACCUACAGCGCCAGCCACGGAAAUAUGCGCACCAUCACUUUCGACGGCAUCACCCUGAUGGUGGCCGAGCCCUAUGGGUCGAGCAAGUUUGGAUACUCCUAUGAAUAAGCUGAUCGGUGCGCACAGUGAUUCAGAAUGUACCAUUCUGUCUGGCAUUAUUAGUGGCUGUGUGUCCGAUCAUCAUGCGCUUGUCUGGGCCUCGUAGGUCUUCGUCCACCGUCCUCCUUGUUAUGUCUCUGUCUUCCCAUGUUCACCCAGAGUCACAUCUUUGUUGACUUUGGAUGUCUUCGUCGGUGUGUACGUGUGUUCGUGUGCUCAUGUGUAACCUGGACAAGUGCACAAAAGAGUGGAUGAAGAUUUGUGUGUUCAUGCUAUUGGAAAUGUGCAGUGUCUUGGUUGCAAUAAUCACAUCAUGAUUUCAUCA